Salvia hispanica is the source of this 881-nucleotide messenger RNA. RefSeq lists its product as uncharacterized. Lineage: Eukaryota; Viridiplantae; Streptophyta; Magnoliopsida; Lamiales; Lamiaceae. The record is from RefSeq and is a predicted model, not a curated record. Gene Ontology annotation, molecular function: calcium ion binding.
CAAAUUGUGACACAAAUAAUCACAAAAUAUAAUUGUCUCGUGAUCGGCAAGAUCUCACGUGGAGUAGAUCCUGAAAUGAUAUAGAUCCAUCCCCUUUUCUUUUCCAACGACUUUGAAACGCUGAUUACUUCUCUUUCUGAAGCUUCACACCAUAAUCUCGGACCUCCUCAAUAGCCAUGGGACAAAUUCUUGAAAAGAUUCAAGGAAAAGAUUGGAAAGAAAAACAGAUUCGACAUAUCAGUAGCAAAGUUUUUGACCGUGUCAAUAAUAAUGAGGGCGGUAAAUUGACAUUUGAAGAGCUCUACAUUGGUGUGCUGCUAGUAUUCAAUGAUAUUAAUAAGCGUUUGCCCGGUCCUCACUUUGAUCCCCCAACAAAGGAGGAAGUGCGCAAACUGCUGGAGGAGUGUGAUAUGAACUGCGAUGGGGCACUAGAUCGUGAAGAAUUUGUGAAGUUCAUCCGUCGUAUUACAAAAGAUACACUCUUGACAGUGAGUCAAGGUUUGAUCAUUGCUCUGGCUGUUGCUCCAACCGUGGCAAUACUAACAAAGAGGUCAACUGAGAACAUCCCGCAUGUCGGAAAGGUGGUGGAGAAGAUACCAAGUUCAGUCUACGCUUCCCUCGUCACCCUCGUGGUUGUUGCUUUCCAACAAGGUGCUGAGAGAUCAUAAAUACUUCAAUUUCUUUGCACUAGUUUGUAUGGAGAUGGCCGCUUUGCAACUUGAUAAUAUAGAAUACUAGACAAAUAAAGGGUUUUUUAUGUUGAAAAUGUGGUGCGGUAAUGUAAGUAUGAUAUUUGAAAGUUGUAUCAUUACUUGCACAGAUAGUUAUGGUGAACCUUUUUGUUACAGAAAUAAUGCCAUCCCAGUUUGUGGUGAUGUUAA